Physcomitrium patens is the source of this 1109-nucleotide messenger RNA. RefSeq lists its product as uncharacterized. The record is from RefSeq and is a predicted model, not a curated record. Gene Ontology annotation, molecular function: metal ion binding. NCBI's taxonomy places the organism in Eukaryota, Viridiplantae, Streptophyta, Bryopsida, Funariales, Funariaceae.
UGGUGAAACUGUCAUCGUCAAAUCUGCGCCCUCACUUACACACUAUCCGAGUCCAGCCUUUGUUUCGCCGGAAUCCUAAGGCCAUCGCCUUGGAGACAGUCACCGUUGGUUCAUUGCCUGUUCAUUCUCCACCUUCAGUUACAGAGUGCUUCACUUGAAGUGAUCCAUCAUGGAAAUGAACGAUUUCUUCUAUUCUUCCAACCAGCCUUCUUACGUGGUCAUGAGUGAAUCUGGCCGUGCGUAUUAUGGGCGUCGCCCUCGCGUAGUAGAACUGCUAGUGCCCAUGUGCUGUACUAAAUGCGAGGAGAAAGUGCGGGAGAGCUUGGUGAGUCUUGAAGGAGUGCAAAGGGUGUUGGUGAAUCCAAGCACGCAGCUCGUCACAGUGACGGGCUUUGUGGAUCCCUUGAGAGCGCUGAAGAAGGUGAGGAAGGUGAAGAAGAACUCACAGCCACUGUCGCACGAUUCAUCUGCGAAGUACCCAUCGUCCAUGAAGAAUUCCCGAAGUGAGUACCGAACUUCGUCAUAUCAAGCGCCGAUGCCGUACAGGUACCAUCAUCGACCCGCUCCGGUCUACCAGACCUCAUACAACCGCCACACGCCUUCGAUCGCGCAGAGAGUCCAUUACGCCCCACGGCCAAUGUACGACGACAUCGACAGCCGUGUGAUCACUAAUCCUCGCUACUUCAAGCACAUCGAGUCGGAAGUGUGGCCGCACCACUAAGAAAAAUCAUAACCUAGGUUAUUACAACGCCUCUCCAGAUGGUAAAAGAAAACCUUGCUAGGAUUUUCCAAACUACUCUUCCAGUGACUUGUUUAAAUCGUUUCCUGAUCACAACCUCUCUGUACACUGUCAGUCUCAUGAGCUGUACAUUCUGCUGCGUUUUAAGAGUAACUGUCUUGGUUUUGCCAGUACGCGAUGGCAUGGGCGGCCUCAUAUGUUUUUUUUCACUCUUUUGAGAGCUGCUGCAGCUUUGUGAGAGCAUUCCAGUCCGAAUCGAUUAGGAUCGUACCAAGAAUGCCAAUUGUGUAAAGUUUUGUUCAAGAGCUUUUUGUGAAUGCUCAUCGAUGGCCUGGAAUUUAAUCCAAAACUCGAGUACCAUUUUCGUGAA